This is a messenger RNA of Ilex paraguariensis (yerba mate), 451 nucleotides long. The record is from the annotation of a GenBank genome assembly. NCBI's taxonomy places the organism in Eukaryota, Viridiplantae, Streptophyta, Magnoliopsida, Aquifoliales, Aquifoliaceae.
AUGUCAGGAGCCAUCCAAAAGCUAAUUAUGCUGGAUACGUCAUAUGACAUGGUGAAACUGUGUAGAGAUGCAGAGCAAGAUAUGCCUAAUGAAAAUAUUGAAACAUCAUUUGUAGCUGGUGAUGAAGAGUUUUUGCCAGUAAAAGAAAGUUCUGUAGAUCUGGUGAUUAGUUGUUUGGGACUCCACUGGACAAAUGAUCUUCCUGGAGCCAUGAUACAGUGUAGAUUGGCAUUGAAGCCUGAUGGACUAUUUGUGGCAGCUAUUCUUGGCGGAGAAACACUAAAGGAGCUGAGAAUUGCAUGUACUGUAGCACAAAUGGAGCGUGAAGGAGGCAUCAGUCCCCGAAUAUCACCCUUGGCGCAGGUGCGGGAUGCUGGCAAUCUUUUGACCAGGGCAGGCUUCACUCUUCCGGGAGUUGAUGUUGAUGAAUACACUGUUAGAUAUAAAAGUG